Molecule: messenger RNA, 5492 nt
Organism: Centropristis striata (black sea bass)
Lineage: Eukaryota; Metazoa; Chordata; Actinopteri; Perciformes; Serranidae
Exons: 2
Coding region: 1-3966 (1321 amino acids)
Biological process (GO): regulation of transcription by RNA polymerase II
Cellular component (GO): nucleus
Molecular function (GO): RNA polymerase II transcription regulatory region sequence-specific DNA binding; DNA-binding transcription factor activity, RNA polymerase II-specific
Source: RefSeq, a predicted model, not a curated record
AUGGCCGCCGUAGACCCAUCGGAGUCUCCAAAACGACAGAAAUCCCCUGCGGAGGAGGUGGAAACAUCUGGGGAGCAGACCGAUGCGGUGGAGUCUGGAUGGAGCUUCAAUCUGAAAAAUGAAACAAGACAGAAUAAAACCGCGGAGAGCCCAAACGGUGAGCAGAGAGCUGGUGUCGGUAACGACGGCGGUGGUGGUGUUGCCAGCCAUUCUGAGGUUAGUGUCGAGUCCGGUGCUGGAGCCGAAAAAACGACAUGCAAUUCACCGGAGGACAUAACAUCGGAGGAAAAAAUGGCCGAGGCUCCUGGCAGCGACCAGCGGGAUUUUGACUGGUCUGAAACAGAAGAAGACGACGAUGAAGCGACGAAAACACACCAGGAGGAACAUGAUAAGUGUGACCUCAAAAAUGUUACAGAGACUGCUGAGAGGAUGCAGCAGGAUGCACAUGUUGAUGAUGAUGACACUACAGACGAUGCAGAUGAGAUACAUGAGGAGGAAACCUCGAAUCCUGAUGAGAAGCGAGCAGAGAGGGGACCGGCUGCAGAGCCGGCUGGAGAAGUUGAUGGGAUAGAGGAGGCGGCUGGAGACGAUAAAGGAGAGGAUGCUAAUUCGACAGCGAAGCCAAAAAAGUGCCGUUUGGUGUGCAAGGAGUGUGGGAAGAGGUUCUCCCGCCGAGAGAUGUUCAACCUUCACCGUCACUUUCAUGCACACGAGGAUGAGCUCACGCCCCUCACCUGUAAAGAAUGCGGCCUUACCUUUCAGCACCGCAGCAGCCUCAUUAAACACAGAAAUGAGCAUAAAAUGAAGGACGAGCAACUUGUUACUCCCAAGAAGGAGAUGCACACAAUGGAGGAGGGUUAUUUCAAAUGUGCAGAAUGUGAGAGGACCUUCUCCACGGUGGAUAAGCUGAGGGACCACAACUGCUGCAAUACAGUAGAAAAGCCUUACCACUGCCCGCUGUGCCGCCAAGAGUUCCAGUUCAAGGUGUCUAUCACUAAGCACAUGUUGCUCCACUCACAAGAAAGCAUGUUUAAAUGCCAAGACUGCAGUCAGUCGUUCCCAAACAGCAUGGCCCUGCGCUUCCACCAGCGGUGUCACGCUGCCCUGAAACCCUACGAAUGCCCAGAGUGCGGCUUGGUUUUCAAACACUACUCCGUCAUGGAGGACCACCGACGCAAGCACACAGACAACACAAGAUCUCACCUGUGCAACAUCUGCGGUAAGACCUUCAAGUACAGCAGCCUCCUCCAUCAGCACCAGUAUCUGCACACAGGCCAGAAGCCCUUCCGGUGCCCUGAGUGUGGUAAAAAUUUUGCCUUUGCCCAGAACAUGAAGGCACACUGCCGCCAGCACAGGCUACGCGAAACCAACUCUUCCACUGAGCAGCCCUGCAAGCCCAACCCUGCGCCCAUACAGGAUGCAAUUAGAGGGCCGGGAAAAGAGAACACACAUCAGAUUGAGGAGCCAAAACGCACAUUUAACUGCCCCCUUUGUCCCCAGACCUACUCUGCACCAGCUAACCUGAGAGCCCACAUGCUUAUUCAUGAGGCGGAGUAUGAGACACUGGAGAGAACCCCCAAACCUCCAAAGGAGAAUAACAAGCAGUGGGAAAAAGGACAUAACUGUCCCCACUGCCCGUGUGUUUAUCGAGAUGAAGGCAGUUUAAACAAGCAUCUGUUAAGUGACCACAAAUCUGUAGCACAAUAUUUAAAAAACAUAGCAACACCACCUGAAAAUCAGUUUACUCCAAUAAACAGGGAUAAUGUACAGGGCAAGUGGAAAAAUGACGGGAUAAGUGUUAAAUCGUACAAGUGUUCUGAGUGUGGAAAAACCUUCCGCCACCGCUCAGUGUUAGAGCUGCAUAUGCGCAUACAUUCCAAGGACAAGCCUUACCAGUGCAAAGUGUGUGGCAAGGGCUUUAGAUUCGGUAGCUACUUACAGCAACAUCUCAUCAUCCACACAGGCAAGAAGCCAUACAAAUGUCCUGACUGUGGGAAGGACUUUGCCUUCCUGCAGAACAUGAGAACACAUCAAAGGCUGCAUCAGGAAAAACCGUUCCGCUGCACUAGCUGCCGCAAAGGCUACAGCGACGAGACCCAACUGCAGCACCAUAUGUUGUCACACAACGGUGACAAACCUCAUAAGUGUGACCUGUGCGACAAGAGCUUUGGAUUAGCCUAUCUGCUCCGCGACCACAUGAACACACACACAGGGGAGAGACCUCAUCGCUGUGAUGAGUGUAACAAAACCUUUUCUUGGUUCAGCAGCCUGCUGGUGCACCAGAAGAUCCACGCUCGCAAGCGCCAGGGUUUCAGCCAGUAUAAUUCUUUCCCAAUGGGUGCUAGGAUGAGAGGCAGGGGGGUCAGAGGGAGGAGAGGGGGCAGGCCCAUGUGGGCCUUGCCGAGACCAUUAGCAAGCUCUGGGAUUGUUGCAUCUCAGCCGUAUCCAGUCGCUUCACUGAGAGAUGCUGAGCUGCACAGAAGGGCGGUGCAGCCACAGGCUUCCCUGCUCUCACCUCGCAUGGAUUUACAAGGCAGACAGCAGAAGGAGGCGUGGCUGGCCGAGCUACACCCGCAACCGGUGCAGUGGAAGGUGGACGGUGGAGAGGUGAUGCCUGUGCCGUCACCGCAGCAGCAGCAACACGCAGCUCCACAGCAGUCCCAGUUUGAGAGCCAGCCACAGCCCGGCCUGCAGCAGCACCAUCAGAGGAGUCCAGGUUGGGCAGAUAGCCCUUUGAUAACUCAGUCAGGCCCCACAUCUGCUCCCAGCUCAGAGUCCUCACACAUGAAAGAGAGCGCAGCUGCUAUUGUCAGCUCCCUCACAGCAGCUGUGCCAAAAAAAUCCAGCCCAUCAAUAGUGAGUGAGAUGGAGCAGCCCAGGCAGCCCAAGCCUGUCACCUGGUGUAGCACACCCACAUCCACAGUGCUAGCUUCCCCAGGCUCUUUGCAGCUAGAUUUUUCUGUCCCCACUUCGUACAUGGACGGGGCAGCUCUGUGGAGCGUCAGACCUGCCAUGCAACUUAACUCACAGAACUCUCCAAAUAAGCUCGGGCAAGAGCUUCAGCUGCCAAGAUGGGCAGGUGCCCCCGUGUCAAUACAGAAGGACCCGUCCACACUUCCUAAAAAAGAGGACACUAGAGUGUGGGACAUGAGUAAUCCUCAAGUAAUACCGUCGACUGUUAGCCAGCCAGAGAAGCCAUGGAACGGCUGCGAGCUGCAAAAGCAGUGGGUUUCAGGCUUAGCAGGUGUGUCCACCUCAGCUCAAAUAGACCAAAGCAGUGCUAUGCCAAUUUCCACUCCUGUUUCUCACGGGGUAGGUAGCACCUUGUGGGACAUACAAGCACCACCAGGAAUUCCAAAGACUAUGAACCCUGAGAAAUUAGUAAAUACUCAAGAUUUUCAGCUGCAGCAAAAGCAGGUGUCAUCUGCCUGGGCCAGUGUGAGUCAGACAGCAACACAGAAGGUUCCCAUCUCCAUUCAGUACGAGCCUCCUCGUUUUGGCCAGGGGUUGGGAACACCAGUAUGGGGCUUCCAAAGUAAUCAAACGCUGCUCACUGGGCAACUAAAACCAGGGAAUGGACAGGAGCUGCAGCAACAGCCAAUGGUAACAGGCACUCAAAUUAUCAUAAAUCAGCCUUCUCCUUUUUUCUCACCUCCUCUAGCUCCACUCCCUCCCCUUGCUCUGCCUGGCCCGCACCCUCUUCACUCUGUCGCAGUUGGCUCACUUUCAAGACCUCCACACCCAAAUAUUUUUUUCACACCGCAGGCCGUGAUGAGCGACAGGCCACAUAUAACACAGACCCUACCCCUACCUCAGCUUGCCCCACGGACAGAACCUCACAAACUCGGACCCCGUUUGCCUUUUGCCCCUGAACGGCUCCUCCAGUGCAUGAUAUGCGGGUGUUCUCUUCCCCGGGAGCUGGAUCUACAGAUGCAUUACCUGCAACAUGCACAAGGAGAGAUUUAACAUUUUUACACUAGGAACAAGACUUAGUUAUGUAUUUUUUUUUACAAAGUGGAACCUCAUUUAUCUGACCCUCACAUGUGCAGUUUGACCAGUAGAGUGAAUGGGCAUUAGAAACAAAAAGAUGAAAGUACAACUUGAUUCCUGCACACUUGAGUCCCAUUUUUUAAGCUCCAAAUUAGACUGCACACUGUUCACAGUGUUGUUUGUAAAAGAGGGUGUCUAAAUGUGCCAUUAAAUUAAUUUCACUUUUUUUUUUCAAUGCAUUUUUUAAGUUAUCAAAGUAUUUAACCAGUUAAAAAAAAACUUCCUAGGGAUUCAGAUGAAUGAGGUUCUACGUUCUACAUUUCAUUUAUAGCCGAUGGCAUUUAGAUUUAGAUAAUAUUAGUACUUUUAUAGUUCUGUUCAUAUGUCCUAAACCAUUUGAACUGUGUUUCUUCAUGUACAGUAUACUGUGUGCCUUUUAUGAGUACAGUCUGCAUGUCUGCUGUCUUGGUAUUCUAGGCCUAGUUUGUGCUUAAGGUAGACUCAACAAUCUGACCUCACUCCCAAAACACAGAGCAACUGUUUCUAAGAUACCGUAAAGAAAUGUAAGUUUUUGCUUUUGAGGAGGAGAGGAUGAGCUUGUUGUGCUCACAGAUAAUGUGUCAGCACAUACAGCUGACUCCAUACAUUCAGGCCUUGUUAGGAAGCACUAAUAUUCACAGGGCUUCUGGCUCGGUCCAAACAACUGACAAAUAUAAGUUCUCAUCGUGGUGAUUUGGCCAAAGCUAAAGUAUGUAAAUGUAAAGGUCAUCUCACAGAAAGUUUUCUGUAAAUUUAUAUCUUCAUUUAUGAUUGGGAACAGGUGUCAUAACACAAUUAUUGAUGAGACUGUUGCUAUAUAGUGAAGUUUGUAAUAAAUUAAACUUGGGUUUAUGUCAUUGUUUGUCAUUAAUAUUUAUUACAAUGGCAAGACGAACCUGAAACUGACAUAAAAUGUAUCCUUUGGUCCGAUUGGUCGAGUCAAAAUUAGCUAAUUUGUGGCAAUGAUUCAUGACUGAUACAAUUAGAUUGACAAAGUGUUUCUGGGUGGCAGCACCUAAUGUAAACUGAUGAGUACUAUGUAUUGAGUAUCUCUUAUCAGAAUUAUUAUUUCAGAUUGGAAUGUACCCCGUAUUUAUAAAAUGAAGUCCACUUUUAAGUACAAUGAAAUGUAUUUUUUGUGAAUACUGAAUGAUUUCAUUCCAUAACUGUAGAUUUAGCCAAGUACAGAAUCCCAUCUCCUCUGUUAAGAUAAUGGGCAUUUGAGUAGCUUUGGUUGCCCAAAAAGUGACUGAAAAUCUUCAUUACUACUGUAAAAUAAACACACGGUCCAUUCGUACAAAAAAAAAGAAAACCGUCCUUGUGCGUCUCAACAUUCAGCGUCUUAGGUUUCAAAAAACGUGCCCUUCUACCUCUAUCCACUGUUUUAGCAUGGAAAGAAAUAGAAUUUUCCCAUGAUGUCUACAUAUUGGAUUAAAUAAAACUUGCUUUUGAUUACAUUGUUG